AAUGGGGAAAGGCGGCUCGAUGAAUGGCUGGCCCGGGUGGGGAAGGCAGGAGGCGGCGAUCCCGGCGGAGGGGGCCGUUCGCCAGCUCCGAGGCAGAAAGUGCCACGACUCCACACGCGCGCACGCAGCCAGCGAGCGGCCGGAGCGGACGGCGGACGGGGCGGACGGCGUCGGGGUCGCGGUGCCUGCAGCUGCUUGGAGGCGGCUUCUCGGCGGAGGCUCAGCGGGCUUCUCUCCCGGUUCCGCGGCGGCGGCGGCUCCUGCCCUUUCGUUCUCCCUCCCGCGUCUCCGGCUGCAGGUGAAAGGAAAGCAAGCCAGGAUGGAUAUUUACGACACUCAGACCUUGGGGGUUGUGGUCUUUGGUGGAUUCAUGGUCGUUUCUGCCAUCGGCAUCUUCCUGGUGUCCACCUUCUCCAUGAAGGAAACGUCAUAUGAAGAAGCCCUAGCCAACCAGCGCAAGGAGAUGGCGAAAACGCACCACCAGAAAGUGGAGAAGAAAAAGAAGGAGAAAACAGUGGAGAAGAAAGGAAAGACCAAGAAAAAGGAAGAGAAACCCAAUGGGAAGAUACCUGACCAUGAGCCAGCCCCCAACGUGACCAUCCUUCUCAAAGAUCCUGUGCGGGCACCUGCAGUGGCCGUGGCUCCAACCCCAGUCCAGCCCCCCGUGGUCAUUGCCCCUGUAGCCCCAGUACUAGCUGUGCCCCAAGAGAAGCUGGCCUCCUCCCCUAAGGACAAAAAGAAAAAGGAGAAAAAAGUGGCAAAGGUGGAACCAGCAGUUAGUUCUGUAGUGAAUUCUAUCCAAGUUCUUACCUCCAAGGCUGCCAUCUUGGAAACUGCUCCCAAAGAGGUGCCUAUGGUGGUUGUGCCCCCAGUGGGUGCCAAGGCCAGUACCCCAGCCACUGGCACUGCACAAGGCAAAAAGGCAGAGGGAGCCCAGAACCAGAACAAAAAGGCAGAGGGAGUCCAGAACCAAAACAAAAAGGCAGAGGGAACCCCCAACCAGGGCAAAAAAGCAGAGGGGGCUCCCAACCAGGGCAAAAAGGCAGAGGGAGCCCAGAAUCAGGGCAAAAAGGUAGAAGUGGUCCCGAACCAGGGCAAAAAGGCAGAAGGGGCCCAGAAUCAGGGCAAAAAGGCAGAAGGGGCCCAGAAUCAGGGCAAAAAGGCAGAAGGGGCCCAGAAUCUGAGCAAAAAGGCAGAAGGGGCCCAGAAUCAGAGUAAAAAGGGAGAAGGAACCCCAAACCAAGGCAAAAAGACAGAAGCGGUCCCCAACCAGGGCAAAAAGACAGAUGGGGCCCCCAACCAGGGCAAAAAGGCAGAGGGAGCUUCCAACCAGGGCAAAAAAGUAGAAGGGACCCAUAAUCAGGGCAAAAAGGCAGAGGGGGCACAGAAUCAGGGCAAAAAAGCAGAGGGGGCCUCAAACCAGGGUAAAAAAGAGGAGGGGACCCCAAACCAGAGUAAAAAGGCAGACGGGAGCCCCAAUCAGGGUAAAAAGGUGGAAGUGGUUCAGAACCAGAGCAAAAAGUUAGAGGGGACCCCCAACCAGGGCAAAAAGGCAGAGGGGGCCCAGAACCAGGGCAAAAAAGUAGAGGGGGCCCAGAACCAGGGCAAAAAGGCAGAGGGGGCCCAGAACCAGGGCAAAAAGGUGGAGGGAGCCCCCAACCAGGGCAAAAAGGAGGGAACCCCAAACCAGGGUAAAAAGGCUGAGGGUGCCCCCAACCAGGGCAAAAAAACAGAGGGGACCCCCAACCAGGGCAAAAAGGCAGAGGGGGCUGCCAACCAGGGCAAAAAGGCAGAGGGGGCUCCCAACCAGGGCAAAAAGGCCGAGGGGGCCCAGAAUCAGGGCAAAAAGGCUGAGGGGGCCCAGAAUCAGGGCAAAAAGGCAGAGGGGGCCCAGAAUCAGGGUAAAAAGGCAGAUUCAGUUGCUAGUCAGGGCACAAAGGCAGAGGCUGUUGCAAGCCAGGGGAAAAAAGCAGAGGGGGCCCCCAAUCAAGGCAAAAAGGCAGAGGGAACCCCGACCCAGGGCAAAAAGUCAGAAGGGUCCCCCAACCAGGGCAAAAAGGUGGAUACAUCUGCCAAUCAGGGUAAAAGGACAGAGUCAGCUCCUAUCCAAGGCAAAAAUGCAGAUAUGGUCCAGAGCCAAGAGGCACCAAAGCAAGAGGCUCCUGCAAAGAAGAAGUCUGGUUCAAAGAAGAAAGGUGAGCCUGCGCCCCCGGACUCCGACAGCCCUCUCUACCUCCCUUACAAGACUCUGGUCUCCACGGUCGGAAGCAUGGUAUUCAACGAGGGUGAGGCCCAGCGGCUCAUUGAGAUCCUGUCCGAGAAGGCUGGAGUCAUCCAGGACACCUGGCAUAAGGCCACUCAGAAGGGCGACCCUGUGGCAAUUCUGAAACGCCAGCUGGAAGAGAAGGAAAAGCUGCUGGCCACAGAGCAGGAAGACGCAGCUGCCGCCAAGAGCAAACUGAGGGAGCUCAAUAAGGAGCUGGCAGCAGAAAAGGCUAAGGCAGCAGCCGGGGAGGCCAAGGUGAAGAAGCAGCUUGUGGCCCGGGAGCAGGAGAUCACAGCCGUGCAGGCGCGCAUGCAGGCCAGCUACCGGGAGCACGUCAAGGAAGUGCAGCAGCUACAGGGCAAGAUCCGGACUCUUCAGGAGCAACUGGAGAAUGGCCCCAACACGCAGCUGGCCCGUCUGCAGCAAGAGAACUCCAUCCUGAGGGAUGCCUUGAACCAGGCCACGAGCCAGGUGGAGAGCAAGCAGAACGCGGAGCUGGCCAAGCUCCGGCAGGAGCUCAGCAAGGUCAGCAAGGAGUUGGUGGAGAAGUCAGAGGCCGCACGGCAGGAGGAACAGCAGCGGAAGGCUCUGGAGACCAAGGCGGCCGCCUUUGAGAAACAGGUCCUACAGCUGCAGGUGUCUCACAAAGAGAGUGAGGAGGCUCUGCAGAAGCGCCUGGACGAGGUCAGCCGGGAACUGUGCCGCUCACAGACCAGCCACGCCAGCCUGCGGGCGGAUGCCGAGAAGGCCCAGGAGCAGCAGCAGCAGAUGGCCGAGCUGCACAGCAAACUGCAGUCCUCCGAGGCGGAGAUGAAGAGCAAGUGUGAGGAGCUGAGUGGUCUCCACGGGCAGCUCGAGGAGGCCAGGGCUGAGAACUCGCAGCUCACCGAGAGAAUCCGGUCCAUCGAGGCCCUGCUGGAGGCGGGCCAGGCCCGAGACACCCAGGACGCCCAGGCCAGCCAAGUGGAGCAGCAGGCCCACCUCAAGGAGCUGGAGUCCCAGGUGCGGUGUCUGGAGAAGGAGGCCACCGAGCUCAAGGAGGCAGUUGAGCAGCAGAAAGUGAAGAACAAUGACCUCCGAGAGAAGAACUGGAAGGCCAUGGAGGCUCUGUCCUCGGCCGAGAGAGCCUGUGAGGAGAAGCUGCGCUCCCUGACCCAGGCCAAGGAGGAAUCGGAGAGGCAGCUCAGCUUGACCGAGGCACAGACCAAGGAAGCCCUGCUCGCCCUGCUGCCAGCGCUCUCCGGCUCGGCACACCAGGUAGGAGGCGAGGUGGCUCCCGUGGGACCCCACUGCCCACAGGAAAUGUCUCCGGGCCCUACCUCGUGUGUUUUGUGGCAGAGUUACACCGAGUGGCUGCAGGAACUCCGAGAGAAGGGCCCCGAGCUGCUGAAGCCGCCGCCAGCUAGCACAGAGCCCUCCUCGGACCUGGCCUCCAAACUGAGGGAGGCCGAGGAGACCCAGAACAGUCUGCAGGCUGAGUGUGACCAGUACCGCACCAUCCUGGCGGAGACGGAGGGCAUGCUCAAGGACCUACAGAGGAGUGUGGAGGAGGAGGAGCAGGUGUGGAAGGCCAAAGUGAGCGCCACGGAGGAGGAGCUCCAGAAGUCACGGGUCACAGUGACACAUCUCGAAGAGAUCGUAGAGAAGCUGAGAGGAGAACUUGAAAGUUCAGAUCAGGUGCGGGAACACACCUCACAUCUGGAAGCAGAGCUGGAGAAGCACAUGGCGGCCUCCAGCGCCAAGUGCCAGAGCUACGCCAAGGAGGUGGCAGGGUUGAGGCAACUUUUAUUAGAAUCUCAGUCUCAGCUGGAUGCAGCCAAGAGUGAAGCCCAGAAACAAAGCAAUGAGCUCGCCCUGGUCAGGCAGCAGCUGAGUGAGAUGCAGAGCCACGUAGAGGAUGGUGACGUAGCUGGGUCCCCGGCUGUCCCCCCUGAGGCCCCCCCAGGAGAGCAGGACCCUGUCGAGCUGAAGACGCAGCUGGAGCGGACGGAAGCCCUCCUGGAGGACGAGCAGACACAACGGCAGAAGCUCACGGCCGAGUUUGAGGAGGCUCAGAGCUCGGCGUGUCGGCUGCAGACAGAGCUGGAGAAGCUCCGCAGCAUGGGGCCCCUCGAGUCUUCAGAAGCAGAGGAGGCCACGCGGCUGAAGGAGAGACUAGAAAAAGAGAAGAAGUUAACCAGUGACCUGGGACGCGCUGCCACCAAAUUACAGGAGCUUUUAAAGACGACCCAGGAGCAGCUGGCAAAGGAGAAAGACACGGUGAAGAAAUUGCAGGAGCAGCUGGACAGAACAGAGGACAGUAGCAAUUCAAAGGAGGGCACUUCUGUCUGAGUCUCCUCUGCGGGAAGAGAAGUUACUGUUCAACUUACCAAAAUGCCUUACACAUUCCUUACAGAUAAAUAAACCAACCAACAGCGUUAUCCAGGCCCAACUUCCAGUAGCUCUGAGAGAAGCCAUUAGAGACGAGAGUCUCUCAGAAUCACAGAAAUAGAUCUUCCAGACCCCUGUUUAUAAAAGAACCUUUGUCACGUUUGAUAAACACUAUUCCCCAGGACCAGGCCUGGACCGCCACCGAGCAGACGCCAAAGCCCUUAUCAGCUCCAUGACAGACCCCAGGGUGUGAGCUGGGGAGGCUGGGGCCUCUGGGGACCCGUGUGUCAAUCAGUGCAAUUGUUUCCUCUCACUGGGCUGGGGGCUGGGAGGCGGGCGGGGCCGGGUGGGGAGCCUCAAAGGCUGUGGGACAGACCGGAGGGUCACAGCCCGGCCCAGCGAGGCAGCAGCCCCUCGAGCCCUGGGAGAAGUUGCCAGCAAGAACUGAUGUAUGACCUCCGGAUGUUAAUGCCAUUAAAACCAACGUUGUCGCCCGGCA
This is a messenger RNA of Leopardus geoffroyi (Geoffroy's cat), 5135 nucleotides long. RefSeq names its product ribosome binding protein 1 (gene RRBP1). Bases 2 to 4597 code for a protein of 1531 amino acids. Gene Ontology annotation, cellular component: endoplasmic reticulum membrane. The record is from RefSeq and is a predicted model, not a curated record. The transcript has 23 exons. Gene Ontology annotation, biological process: protein transport. NCBI's taxonomy places the organism in Eukaryota, Metazoa, Chordata, Mammalia, Carnivora, Felidae.